Messenger RNA from Triplophysa rosa, 2286 nucleotides. It is a transcript of the gene il2rga, whose product is annotated as interleukin 2 receptor, gamma a. The transcript has 8 exons. Gene Ontology annotation, biological process: cytokine-mediated signaling pathway. Gene Ontology annotation, cellular component: external side of plasma membrane. The record is from RefSeq and is a predicted model, not a curated record. Gene Ontology annotation, molecular function: protein binding; cytokine receptor activity. The coding region runs from base 71 to 991 and encodes 306 amino acids. Lineage: Eukaryota; Metazoa; Chordata; Actinopteri; Cypriniformes; Nemacheilidae.
CAUUCCUUCAUUAGCAUCAUCCAAUCCAAACAUAAACUGCCUUGUCAUAAAUCUGGAAUAUGUGAAUUGUAUGUGGACUGAGCAGGGAAACCAAAAGCACCAUUACACAUUUGAGUUCAGGUUUGCGAAUUAUGACCAACUGAAAUGUCCUAAAUAUCACAAGAUGAACGGUGUUAAUAUGGGCUGCGUGUUUCCAUACACUGAAACUCAAAGAUUCAGUUCGCUAGACACGUGGUUGUAUUAUAACAACGGCAGUUUGGCGACAAAGCAGACGCAUCAACUGAAACAACAGGUGAAGCUUUAUCCUCCGUAUAACCUGACUGUUGAGGCGAGAAAGGACACCGAACUGUGGCUUUAUUGGAAUGUUACGCAAAACAAGAACUGCAUUGAAAGUGAAGUUCGCCACAGGAUGGGCAACAUGGACUGGCAGAACAAAAAACCAUCCAACAUAAACUUCUUCAGCUUACCCUUCCCCUCCAAAAAACGGUACGAGUUCCAAGUCAGGGCCCGGGUGGGGUCAGCUUGUGGAGAGUCCAAGUUUUGGAGCGACUGGAGCGAGCCGGUGUACUGGGGACCUUCAAAGCCCAACAAUAACACAGAUAGCCCAGUUUCAAUGUCUAUGACAUCAGUGGUGCUGUGUACAGUAGGAGCUACAAUAAUGCUCAUCAUACUCUCCUGCUUGCUGGUCCACAGUGAAAGAUUAAGGAUAAUCUUGAUACCGGUGGUGCCAAACGCAGGGCAAAAUGUGAGCAAAUACCUUGCUGCGUUUUUCGACAACUAUGAUGGCAACGUAGAGAAAUGGCUCUCCAUCUCCAAAGACCUGGAGAAAGGCUUCAAACCCAAUUUCACCGAGCGUGCCUGUCCUGUGCGCGAGUACAGAAUAGUGUCCCAGUCGAGCAGUGACAGCGGAAGUGUCCUCUCAAUCCCAACAGAUCUGUCAUCAGAUUAUCAAUGCAUGCAGACCUAUUCAUCUGCCUCCACCAUACCUUGACCUGCCGAGACCUCCCCGAUUCAGUCUCCAUGUCAGGCAUAUAAUCCAGUUUAGAUGACAGUCUGUUAGAAGUUAGUCAAACACACUAUCUCUCCUAACACGGUCUCAUUCUGUCCUAACACCUUCUUUCUAACAUCGUAUCUUUUAGAUGAAAAAGUGUUAGGAGAGAUAGUGUGUUAGUGUUGGGUAGUUAGGUAAAAAUAUAGCUAUUAAACGUUUUCUCAAAUCUUUUCGUUUCUUGAGAUAUGACAGAUAUGAUAAUGCUAUAUAUUGUGGUGGAAAAGAAGUCGAUUUUAAAACAUGUUUGUGUUUUAUACAGUAUGAACAUUUUGUUAUACGAGUCCAUACAUAUAGGUCAAAAUUGUAUUAUUUGUUUUUUUUCAGAUUAAUGUUAUGUGUAACUCAUGCUGCUCAGAAUAAGGAGAGAGACUGGUUUUAGGGCAUUUUUGUAGUUUAUUUUGAUAUGACAGUCAAGAACAACAUAUUUUUUGGGGUGGUGCAGAAUAACGGUUAAACGCUCUAGAGAUUAAAAAGAGAUUAAAAAGGUUGUAGCCCAGGGUCACCACUGUGGAAAGUAUAACGCAAGCAGCUAUAGAUAAAGCCUCUGAUAUGUACAGUAUAUACUCAGAAUCUGUAUUGAACGACUCAUAUCUAUCAGUCUCUGACAUCGUUUUUGGAAACUUUUAACUUUUUUUAUAUUUUCUCCCACUUUAAUAUAAUUAGUUUUGUUCUAUGACAGAUGCUAGAACAUUUUGUUUAAUGUAUGUGAAACUGCUGUUUAAGAUAUUUGAACACAUACUGUAUUUGAUGUGUCAAAUUGAAUGUAAUUCAUUUGCAAUAAUUCAAUAAAAAGUACGCCUAGAGUGAAUUGCAACAUCUAUGAUUGAUUUGCUGUUAUUGAUCCAUUUAUUGAUUUACUUAACAAUAGAUGCUUCUGUUUGUGCAGCUUGUGUUGAUCUUCAACUCGGCUACUUAUCAAAGACAAUUAAAGUUUUUAUAGGCCAAUAUUUUCCAAAAUCAAAACAAAUUAGGUUCUGGCUAAGUUAUAUUUGUGUAUCUGUCUUAACCAGACACUUUAUAAACAAUUAGAAUAGGGCUAAUUGUGAACUUUUAUAAAGUUUUACCUACUAUAUCUCAAAAACCUACUAUAAAUAAAUACCACUCACAGUAAACAAAGUGUAGGACUGCAGAGACAUAUUGUGUAAUAAAUUAUUCUGUAAGACUAGAGCAAUCUCUAAUUGUCUAAUCACAUUUCUCCUAAUAUGGUCUCAAUCACCACACAAGCUAAAGUGUUU